AACGUCCUCCUUCACGAACUGCUGCUGUGAAAACAAAAGCGUGCCCUCUUCCCCCAUCGCCACCCCUCCCUCCCCCCUUCUUCCAACUCCAAACCCCAACCCCAUCCCUCACCAAUGACAGCCCUUUCCCAUCUUUCCCUCUCCUCCAAUUCCCAAUUUACCCCUCAAAACCCACUCAAAUUCCACUACUCCCACUCAUCACCCCCUUCUCAUCCCACCAAAUUCCUCCUCCUCCCCAUCCUCUGCUCGAAGUCCGCCAACUCCCCCUUCCCUUCCCUCCGGUGGGUGUCCGAGUGGGCCGAUGCCGUCAAGGAGCGUGGCAUGCGCAAGCGCCGCCCUCUCUACACCCCCGACGACUGGCGCGACCACCGCAGCUCCAGCCGCCACCUCCGCCACCUCCUCUCCAGCCUCUCCUCCCGCGUCAUCCUCUCCCAUCCCCCCGUCUUCUCCCUCACCGCCGUCGCUGCCGCCCUCGCCCUCUACAACUCCGCCGUCUCCCUCGCCUGGCUUCCCGACUUCUUCCCCCUUUUCCGGGCGUCGUCGCUGCCUUACCAGCUGACAGCCCCGGCCCUGGCGCUGCUGCUCGUCUUCAGGACGGAGGCGUCCUACUCGAGGUUCGUCGAGGGCCGGAAGGCGUGGAUGAAGGUGGUCGCGGGGGCCAAUGAGCUUGCCGGGAUGGUGAUCUCGGGGAGAGGACAUAAUGGCGGUGCCGAUGCCGGAGUCAGGCGGGCAUUGUUGAACUAUAUCAUGGCAUUCCCUGUGGCUCUCAAGUGUCAUGUUAUUAAUGGUUCAGACAUCAGAUCAGAUCUGCAGAAUUUGCUUGAAGAGGAUGAUCUAUCUAUAGUUGUGAGAUCGAGGCAUCGUCCUCGCUGCAUCAUUGAAUUUAUUUCACAGAGCCUUCAAAUUUUACAUUUAGAAGAACCAAAGCAAAACAUCUCGGAGUCGAAGAUCUCUUGCUUCCAUGAAGGGAUUGGUGUCUGCGAACAGCUAAUGGGUACUCCAAUCCCUCUAUCAUAUACUCGCUUAACCUCGAGAUUUCUAGUCUUAUGGCAUCUUACACUUCCUGUGAUACUUUGGGAUGACUGCAAUUGGAUUGUUGUUCCUGCUACCUUUAUCAGUGCAGCCUCUCUAUUCUGCAUCGAAGAAGUUGGUGUACUCAUUGAAGAGCCAUUCCCAAUGCUUGCACUUGAUGAGCUGUGUAAACAGCUUCACGACAGCAUCAGAGAGGCAGUGGCUAUAGAGAACCAGGUUCGCGUGAGACUUCUUGCCAAAAUGGAUGGCCACUUUGAUGGACAUCCUGUUAAUGGAUGGCCUAGUUCCAAAACCAAACAGGGAUAAAGGGAUGAUAGCUGAACUAAUACUGGAUUUUCUGAAAUUAUUUAUGGCAAUAACUCCAGGAAAUUGAUUAAGGAAGCGCACCCACCAAGGAUACUCGAAGUCUGCAUAUCUGGGUCCCAUGUAACAACCAGUUAUUUGGGUUUCAAGCAAUUCAGAGGGUUGGUAUCCAAUGAUGAGCAACUGGGUCAUUAAUUUAAAGCAUUAUCUAAUUAUAUACGAUGAGGAGGAGCUUGAGAAGAGGGAGCUACAAAAAUCUACCUAGAAGAAGAGAGGAUACGGAGAUCAACGAACCAAGAGGUACUUCGUAAUGUGUACAGACUACAGAAGUGUCCGCCUGUUUGCACUAAAGCUACCAGAGGAAGCAGGCAGUGCUGAAUAGUUACUCUAAAUCUCUAAUGGUGCGACGAUGGGCUUAUUGUGUGGUGAACUUAAAACAUUGUCAUGGGUCUUGAUUUCUUGAUUUCGUAGUACCAUGAAAUUUGUGACUCAUGGUGCAGUGCUGCCUUUGGGGAAUGUAAGCGUAGGAGAACUAGUUCACAGAAGACAGUAAUCUUUGAUAGAUAGGAAUGUUGGGACGAAAGAAAACGGUAUUUAACCAUGUGAAACGGAUAUCAUUAGUAUAUGACUACAUGUAUGAGAUGGUAACACGAGGUAUAGGGUUGUAGCUGACAUUGUAAUUGUACGCUUGUGGUAUCAUAAGUAUGGCCUUGCAGUAGAAGCUUUAUUUGCACUGCUUGAGUGCAAUACGGGGCAAAUUUUUAUCUCGCGCAUGGCCUCAUGCAUAUUUGCUUCGUAAUUACCCAUUAAAUAUCUGGAUGUUGACAAAACAUUGCACGGCAAAGGCAAUCAUUCACUGCAUUUAUCUGCAGUUGAAGUUUCCACUGUCAGCAUUAAAAGUAGAUGUGUGGACCAGGGGGCUCACAGGGUGUAAAGCAGGGCAGCAUGCCCAACUAAAUCUAUGCUGCAACUCUUUAUUUUUGUUUGUACUUCUGUUCUUGUAUUAUCAACUCUAUUACCUGAUUUCAUCUACUUAAUGGAAUCUUCCCUUUUUUUU
This is a messenger RNA of Phoenix dactylifera (date palm), 2392 nucleotides long. RefSeq names its product voltage-dependent chloride channel 1, chloroplastic-like. NCBI's taxonomy places the organism in Eukaryota, Viridiplantae, Streptophyta, Magnoliopsida, Arecales, Arecaceae. Gene Ontology annotation, biological process: regulation of photosynthesis, light reaction. The record is from RefSeq and is a predicted model, not a curated record. Gene Ontology annotation, molecular function: voltage-gated chloride channel activity.